This is a messenger RNA of Anopheles gambiae (African malaria mosquito), 849 nucleotides long. Its product is annotated as 37 kDa salivary gland allergen Aed a 2. Bases 268 to 774 code for a protein of 168 amino acids. Gene Ontology annotation, molecular function: odorant binding. The record is from RefSeq and is a predicted model, not a curated record. Lineage: Eukaryota; Metazoa; Arthropoda; Insecta; Diptera; Culicidae. Gene Ontology annotation, biological process: sensory perception of smell. The transcript is spliced from 3 exons.
CUGUUCUGGUGUUCUAGAAAAUUACAUAAAAUAAAGUGUGCUAUCUGCUGUUUGAUUUUGUGUUGCAAUUGUGUGUGUGUUUUUUUUUAUAAUAAAGCUGCUUAAACAAUGCCAAUCAACCUCAAGCAUACUUGUAUAACGCAUUGUUCAAAUACAACUGUUCAUGGGAUCAUCAGAUUAUCUUGAUGUUGAGGUUUUUUCGCAGUAUAAAAGGCAGUAUCUCUAACCUUAAAGUACGAGUAAAGAGUUCCUUAAAGUCGAAUAAUCAUGUUCAAGAAACUACUACUGAGCGUUGGACUGGUUUGGUGUUUGAUCUCUUUGGGUCAGGCCCGAAAGGAGUCAACGGUGGAGGAGUGCGAGAAAAACAUUGGCGAUUCGUUGAAGGAUCGUGUUUGCGAGCUACGCCAGUACACGCCCGUUAGCAGCGAUGACAUGGACAAGCACAUGCAGUGCGUCCUGGAGGUGGUUGGAUUUGUGGAUGGAAAUGGAGAAGUUAAGGAAAGCGUUCUGCUAGAAUUGCUGCAGCGCGUCGACAGUGGCGUCAAUCAUGCGGCCAACAUGAAGAAGUGUGUGACGGAAGCAUCGACUUCGGGCAGUGACAAGAAAGCCAACACUUUCUACACGUGCUUUUUGGGUACGAGCUCAUUGGCCGGGUUUAAGAAUGCGGUCGACUACAACGAGCUACUGAAGGCUGGCAAGAUGCAGACGAGCGAUCCGUUCGAUAUGAACCGUGUGGCAGCGCUGAUCAAGGAAAUCGAUGAUGGUUUGUGCUAGUAGAUUGGAUAAACAUGUUUAAAGCAAAAGGAACAAUGAUGCAAUACAAAUAAAAUAUAGAGCAAGCAAAACAAA